Molecule: messenger RNA, 810 nt
Organism: Lingula anatina
Lineage: Eukaryota; Metazoa; Brachiopoda; Lingulata; Lingulida; Lingulidae
Product: T-cell-specific guanine nucleotide triphosphate-binding protein 1-like
Source: RefSeq, a predicted model, not a curated record
AUGCAGGAAGAAUCGAAAUACCAGUUUAUUGAACCAGAGGAACUCGAAGAGUUUGAAGCCUACUAUAAACAGCAUGGUCGCGAAAGUAUCGCAGAUUUUAUGGUAAACAAGAUAAAAGAAGUCGAAAACGUGUCUGUGAAAAUUGCUGUGACUGGAAUGGCUGGUUCUGGGAAAUCAACAUUCAUCAACACAUUCAGAGGUCUUACUGCUGAUGAUGAUGGUGCAGCGCCUGCCGGAGAUAUUGAUACAAAUGAGGUCCCCCGGGAGUACCACCACCCACAAAUUAAAAACAUUACCCUAUCGGACUUACCUGGAAUUGGGACGCACAAAUUUAACAGAGGAAAUUACGAAGAAAAGGUUAAUUUUGGUUCAUAUGACUUUUUCCUAAUCUUCACCAACAUCCGUAUUUUUGAGGACGUUCUAUGGCUUGCUAAAAAAGCUCAGCUCCGGCGUAAGAAAUAUUUCAUUGUCCGAACACGUAUUGAUGCUGAUAUAGAAAGUGAAAGACAAUGUCAACCACUAACACAUGACGCCUCUCGAUUACUGGAGAUAAUCCGUGAACAAACUAAAAAACUGCUUGAAGAACAACGUGUCUAUCCAGAGGACGGUGUUUAUCUAAUAUCUACACUCCUCAGCUAUGUAGACCAGUGGGACUAUCGGAAACUUGAACGCGACAUACUGCAUAGACUUCCCAGAGUAAAACGGGAAAUCCUUACCUUUUCUCUCAACAACCUAUCCGAAGAUUUGAUCAAAGAAAAAUGUCAGACACCCCGAAGUCGCCUUUGGAAAAUGUUAUCCUUUUGGAAGUGA